AAUGGGUGUCGGUGCUUUACAAGGCAAAGGAGCAACCACAACAAGACGCGGAUAUUGAGGGGAUGCGGCAUCGGCACGCGGGAGCUGUCCACCAGCAGCACAGCAACGACGCGGACGCUCGUGACAGUCCAAAAGAAGCAUCUCGUCCAGUCGCCCCGCUCUUUAGUCUGCCGCCCCCACCGCCAUCGAUAAAGGAGCGAUCCACCUCCUCACAUAACAACCGACAUGCACAGUCCUGUCCGGACCGCGGCACCAGGAACGACGAGUGCCUGCCUUUGACCGGCCACUGCAGCCUCGCGCAGGGAGCGCGCACCGACCGUCAGCCUUACAACAACCUGCCGCAACCGUUUCCAGGGGCCUCAGCUGGCUAUCAGUGUCAUUCAGAGGGGAGCCAUUCGCCUCAGCAGAGAUCUUCCGUUUCCCCGCAGCCCUCCCCAUCUGAACUGCUGCCGCCGCCUCUGCCUUCGCACAUUUCUAAUACGCGGGAUACGCGCCAAAAGAGUGCUAAUUACAAACAAGACAUCGUACAGCGUCGCGUCGGGGAGGGGGGGCGUCGAGACCAGUACCAGUUGCUGCAGCAACCUUGUUAUAAUCAACAAAGGGACCCCUCCUUUGAGCCACUCUUGCCAAACUCUGGUCAAGGACACAUAAAUGCGCGCGAGGAAGCCGAGAAGGAGAGGCAAUUAAUUGAGCCUCAGGCUCAGUUACUGUUGGGCAGCAGCUUGCCGAUCAACUACUGCAUCGGCGGAUCGGAGCAAGUGUGCAGAAACAAGCAGGCGCCGCUGUUGCAGCAUCAGCAUCAGCAGGCUCGCGCGCAGGAGCACAGCCUCCAGCAGCAGCACAGUGACCGAGACAGCAGGUACCAGGAGGGGAAAAUCGCGCUCUGUCAGCCGUAUCGAUGCGAGCGCGCGCUGGAGAGAAACUCGUCCGUGUCUAGUAGUGAAGCCAGCAGCCCCCCGUACGGCUCCAGCAGUCAACUGUGGCCAGAGCCCCACGACAAGGAGGAGAAGAAAAAUCGGGCUGGCAAACACAAGGCACAUGCUGAGCGAACAAAGCUGAGCCAUGCUGGAUCCAAGGCCUCCGUCUCCGAGAGCAGUCACUCACUCCCUCAGAUAGCCAUGAACAGCUGCAAGUACAAUGGAGGAGUGGUGAGACCACUGGGCAGCCUGGCAGCGUCACGACGCAACCUGGCGGAGCAUGACUCUGAGACCCAGCCGCUCCAGACCCUGCACAGCUCCGGCCUGGAAGUGGUCGUCUCCAAGGGCGGAGGCGAAGACCCCAGCAAGGCGUCCAAUGAGAGCCUGGUCCGAGAGAGUGGCAACGCACCGCAGAAGAAGAAUAAAGAUAUUGGCUACAAAUUGGGCCACAGGAGGGCACUUUUUGAGAAACGCAAGCGGCUCAGUGACUAUGCCCUGAUAUUCGGCAUGUUUGGGAUCGUCGUGAUGGUAACAGAGACUGAACUGUCCUGGGGGGUUUACACUAAGGAAUCUUCAUAUUCAUUUGCACUGAAAUGCCUUAUCAGCCUUUCCACUGUUAUUUUGCUUGGUCUUAUAAUAAUGUACCACGCUCGGGAAAUACAGCUGUUCAUGGUGGACAAUGGUGCGGAUGACUGGAGGAUAGCCAUGACAUACGAGCGCAUCUUUUUCAUUGUCCUGGAGCUGCUGGUGUGUGCCAUUCACCCCAUCCCGGGCCAGUACGUGUUCACAUGGACGGCCCGGCUGGCUUUCACCUACGUGCCCUCCGUGGCCGACGCCGACGUAGACAUCAUCCUCUCCAUUCCCAUGUUCCUCCGCCUCUACCUGAUAGGCCGGGUCAUGCUCCUUCAUAGCAAACUGUUCACGGACGCAUCUUCACGCAGUAUAGGUGCCCUCAACAAGAUCAACUUCAACACACGCUUCGUCAUGAAGACCCUCAUGACCAUCUGUCCGGGCACAGUGCUGCUGGUCUUCAGCAUCUCCUCCUGGAUCAUCGCAGCCUGGACCGUGCGGGUCUGUGAGAGGUAUCAUGACAAACAGGAAGUCACUAGUAACUUUCUUGGAGCUAUGUGGCUAAUUUCCAUAACUUUCCUAUCAAUUGGCUAUGGAGAUAUGGUCCCUCACACAUACUGUGGAAAAGGGGUAUGUCUUCUCACGGGAAUCAUGGGAGCUGGUUGCACUGCACUUGUAGUCGCGGUAGUAGCCAGAAAGUUAGAACUGACAAAAGCUGAGAAACAUGUCCACAAUUUCAUGAUGGACACCCAACUUUGUAAACGAGUGAAGAACACAGCUGCCAAUGUACUCAGGGAAACAUGGCUCAUCUACAAACACACAAAAUUAGUGAAGAAGAUAGAUCAUGCCAAAGUGCGCAAACAUCAGCGCAAGUUCUUGCAGGCCAUUCACCAGCUCCGCAGUGUGAAAAUGGAGCAGAGGAAACUCAAUGACCAGGCCAACACGCUGGUGGACUUGGCGAAGACACAGAAUGUGAUGUAUGACCUGGUGUCGGAGCUGCAGGAGCGCAGCGAGGAGCUGGACAAGCGUAUUGGCACGUUGGAGGACAAGCUGGACGCAGUCACCGGCAGCCUGCAGGCUCUGCCUUGUCUGAUCUCCCAAGCCAUAACUCAGCAGCAGCAGGAUCUCCUGGAUGGCUUCGUGCACCGCUUCCGGCCCGCUUCACUGGGCUCAGACCGUUCCUGGACCCCAUCCAGACGGCGGCGCUCCCCCUCCACUGCCCCGCACACCUCCUCGGACAGCGGCUAACAGCGGCCUGGACAAGCUCCUGGCUUCCAAAAGUCUCAGACUUCUUCAUGUCCGAUGAUCAAGCCGAGAUGGAGAACUCGUAUUAAUAAGUAGAGAAGAAUUAUCAAAAAUAGUAGAUAUAUGGUUUAUGUUUAGCCAUUGUAUGGCUGUUCAAGUUAGCUUUUUUGUAAAGCCCUCAUAUAUUUACAAGACUGAGUUCAGGAAGCUGGAGUGAGUCCAGGAAACUGGCCCUACAAACUGCGAGAUCACAGGGUCCACGGGAAGGUAAGCAAACAGACAAAGGAGCGACACACCCACACAGAAGAGAUUCACGGGACAUCUCUGCCAAGACGAGCACCUCUGAGCGUCUGGGUGCUCGGCGAUCACUUCAGUAUCUAGCUGGAGACGGAGGAGCACAUGACCUUACUACUGAGUAGAAUAAUGCAGGAAUGCCAACCUUAAGGAUUCAGUUCCCUUGCUCCUUUAAGGGAAAUUGGGUGCAACUAAUCUUUUUUUAGUUACAUAUUGGCAUGUUAUUUUUUUCAGUGCCUGAAUGUAUAGAUUGUGGAGGGUUGUCCAUUUACAAAUUUUGGAGCGAGUUUUUUGUACGAUGUUAACACAAGCAUUGCAUUCCUUUUUCAGAUACAUUCCUCUUGAAGACAUUUGAACUCGUCUGUCUUAACAAAUACCAUUAACUCUGUCGCAGUCUUCUCUUAUUUUCCAAAGCCUUUCAGUACUUCCACCGGUUAGGGAAGGAGGGAGGAAAGAAAGAGAAAGGGAAAUACAGGCAAGAAUGUGGGAAGGAAGGACAGGAAGGAAGAAAUGUAGGAAGGAAGAACUUGUUUCAACUCAAGCAGGUAACACUUUCAUUUGAACUAAAUCUGAGCUUCCAGAAGUCUUCAUAUAACCGAGAGGCUGCAUAUUUGAAUCUGAAAUGACAGCACAGAGUGCUAAAUGCUGUGGUAGGCACAAACGUAUGACAGGACUGAGAUUUAAACCUUGCAUGUUUCAGUGCAAUUGUGACGAAUGGAUUAUGGAUGGUUUUUUCAAACGUAUGUGUGUGUCUUUUGUUUUCGGUUCUUUUCUUUUUUACACAAGAGAUUCCUUUUUAAAAAUUGGAUAGUAUUUUUAGAGUUGCAAAUAUAGCGGUGCAGUAAUGUGGUAAUGUUUGUUUGAUGCAUUCCUUGUUCUACCUAUAAAUGAAUUCCUCGACCAAGAGAUUGACGGAGUAGGAUUAACUCUUAAAUAAAUCAUGAAAGAGUAUCGAUAGAGCAGAAAGAGAUGCUUAUGGAAGACAUUAAAGUGGCUCACAUUUGCACUUUUCUGAAUAUACCGUUAAGGCAGCUUAGAGCUAAAAUCUGUCUUUCCUGUUCCCGUGUAUUUUACUGAAAUCUAUGGUUUUUAAGUAAUCACAUAACCUUAAAGCAACUGACAAUGUUAUGUGUUCGAUGGUGUUGUCACAGAUUAGAACCACUGGUAAAUGACUGCAAAUCAUCUCAUGGUAACUUGCUUUAGAUAUAAAAAAGUUUUGUUUUAUUUUCAACCCAGGCUCAUUCUGAAAACAUACCUCUAUAUACAUUUCUGGAGACCACGAAAUAUGUUGCAGGGGGUACAUUUUUUUGCAGUUUUUGAGAAUCCACCAGAGGCCGCUGUGUACGCCUUUUCAGAUCUCAAAUUUCUCUCAUGAGUGCCAUUCACGCCUGCUGUUCUCGCAUAAACCCACCAGAGGCCACUGUUGACUGACUGUUUGAUUGACUGACUGAGUGAUUGACUGACCGACCCUCCUCCUUCCCUAAACCCAACCAAUUUUAUUGAUUCACCUGCCCACCUACUUCCCUAAACCCAACCAAUUUUAUUGAUUCACCUGCCCACCUACUUCCUUAAACCCAACCAAUUUUAUUGAUUCACCUGCC
This is a messenger RNA of Danio aesculapii, 4627 nucleotides long. It is a transcript of the gene kcnn1a, whose product is annotated as potassium intermediate/small conductance calcium-activated channel, subfamily N, member 1a. The record is from RefSeq and is a predicted model, not a curated record. NCBI's taxonomy places the organism in Eukaryota, Metazoa, Chordata, Actinopteri, Cypriniformes, Danionidae. Bases 63 to 2735 code for a protein of 890 amino acids. Gene Ontology annotation, biological process: potassium ion transmembrane transport. Gene Ontology annotation, molecular function: small conductance calcium-activated potassium channel activity; calmodulin binding. The transcript is spliced from 9 exons. Gene Ontology annotation, cellular component: neuron projection; neuronal cell body; plasma membrane.